This is a messenger RNA of Tigriopus californicus, 2014 nucleotides long. It is a transcript of the gene Elp3, whose product is annotated as elongator complex protein 3. NCBI's taxonomy places the organism in Eukaryota, Metazoa, Arthropoda, Copepoda, Harpacticoida, Harpacticidae. The coding region runs from base 142 to 1791 and encodes 549 amino acids. Gene Ontology annotation, molecular function: iron-sulfur cluster binding; acyltransferase activity, transferring groups other than amino-acyl groups. Gene Ontology annotation, cellular component: cytoplasm; elongator holoenzyme complex; nucleus. The record is from RefSeq and is a predicted model, not a curated record. The transcript is spliced from 10 exons. Gene Ontology annotation, biological process: tRNA wobble base 5-methoxycarbonylmethyl-2-thiouridinylation.
AAUGAUUUGUUGAGCACAGCAUGUUCAUGCUGUUGUUGUUGUGGGACUGAAGUCUUCUAAAUAAUUGCUGGGCCUAACAUCUUGUUGGAUUCCAACCCGAACAAUAAUAUUGAUCAGAUCAAAUCCAACCCUCUGUCGAUCAUGGGUCGAAAAGUCAAAGCUUCGGGAUUGAGCCGUGAAGAGUGCAUGGUGCAAUGCAUCGGCGAUAUCAUUCAAGAGUUGAUCCAGGCCCACCAUCAGGGCAAAGACGUCAAUCUGAACAAGUGUAAAACGCGCUUGUCCUCGAAAUACGGCCUGGAUUCCUCGCCCCGAUUGGUGGAUAUCAUUGCGGCCGUGCCUUUGGAAUUCAAGAACAUCCUGGUGCCCAAGUUGAGAGCUAAACCCGUCAGAACGGCCAGUGGGAUUGCAGUGGUAGCCGUGAUGUGCAAACCUCAUCGAUGUCCCCACAUUAGCAUGACCGGAAAUAUUUGCGUGUAUUGUCCCGGAGGUCCUGAUUCGGAUUUCGAAUACUCGACCCAAUCCUACACAGGUUAUGAGCCCACUUCGAUGCGGGCAAUCCGAGCCCGAUAUAACCCGUAUCUCCAGACAAAAAACCGAGUGGAUCAGUUGAAGCAAUUGGGUCAUAGUGUAGACAAGGUGGAAUUUAUUGUGAUGGGUGGAACGUUCAUGGCGCUGAACCAAGAGUAUAAGGAUUACUUUAUCCGAAAUCUGCACGAUGCCUUGUCAGGCAACUCUUCCGAUUCCGUGGAAGAAGCCGUCAGAUACUCCGAGAAGAGUCCGACGAAAUGUAUUGGGAUCACGAUUGAGACCCGACCAGACUAUUGCCUGAAGAAGCACUUGAGCGAGAUGCUAUCGUAUGGGUGUACUCGUCUGGAAAUUGGUGUCCAAUCGGUUUAUGAGGACGUGGCUCGAGAUACGAACCGAGGACACACGGUCCGAGCUGUUUGCGAGAGUUUCCAACAAGCCAAAGAUGCGGGUUUCAAGGUGGUCUCCCACAUGAUGCCAGAUUUGCCCAAUGUUGAUUUUGAGCGAGAUGUGGAACAAUUCAUCGAGUUUUUCGAAAAUCCCGCCUUCAGGGCCGACGGCUUAAAGAUCUACCCAACCUUGGUGAUCCGUGGAACUGGGCUCUACGAGCUCUGGAAGACGGGUCGUUACAAAUCCUAUCCUCCGGAUGUUUUGGUUGAUUUGGUGGCCAGAAUUUUGGCAUUGGUUCCGCCUUGGACCCGAGUCUAUCGAGUUCAAAGGGAUAUCCCUAUGCCCUUAGUGAGCUCUGGAGUGGAACAUGGUAAUCUCCGGGAACUUGCUCUAGCCAGAAUGAAGGACCUCGGCACGGUUUGUCGAGAUGUCCGGACUCGCGAAGUCGGCAUCCAAGAGAUUCACAACAAAGUUCGUCCGAACGAAGUUGAGUUAAUACGACGCGACUAUUACGCUAAUGAAGGCUGGGAAACGUUCCUCUCUUACGAGGACCCCACACAGGAUAUUUUAGUGGGCCUCUUGAGGUUACGAAAGCCGUCUGAAGAUGUGUUCAGGUCGGAAUUGAAAGGCGGCGUUUCAAUCGUUCGAGAGCUUCACGUCUACGGAAGUGUUGUGCCCGUGUCUGCUCGUGAUCCCGGCAAGUUCCAACAUCAGGGAUUUGGAAUGCUCCUCAUGGAGGAAGCGGAGCGGAUCGCCCGGGACGAGCAUGGAUCCCACAAGCUAUCUGUCAUCUCAGGUGUGGGAACAAGGAACUAUUAUCGAAAGCUGGGGUAUGAACUGGAUGGUCCGUACAUGUCAAAAGAGAUUUUGCUCUAAGACCACCGGGUUCUCAUCCAUCAAAAAUACCAUCUGUCUCUCAAGGGUGCUGUCAGAAAGAUCACAAAUUACAUCCUCUGGUGGACCCUUCAGAAGCGUAGGAAUUUGAAGACGGUCCUUCAAGCGUGUGGACCAAUUAUGUGCGAAGAUGUAUCGAAAUAUUUGGUGUUAUAUUUUUAUCUCUCAUUAACGAUAAAGGGCAAAGGAUAUCGGUGAUUGUAAA